AGAGAGACGCUCAGUUGCUCCCUCGUCUACGCUGGGCCGAUACAUACCCACUAUACGAACGCGCGUAGUAGCGCGUGACACCAGCACAAGAGACUAAAGACUAAAGGGUUUUGGAUGAUGGAUGCUGCGACCCCUCUCUCGCUCUCUCCGAUAAAAAUCAGACCAGACUCUGUACUUGUAUAUAUACAUACGCACGACUUUGAACUACUUGACAACCAUGAUAAUUGUUAAGGAUGCUCGCUGACUGAGCCUUCCAACACGCUUCCCUUUCCUCUUUUUCGUCGUCGGCUGCUUCUUCGUCUUCUCUCUUCAUUCUCUACAUUAUAACCCAUUUUCUCACCAACCCAUCUUCUGAUCUUAUUGUGGUUGUGAAAUUUCAUCUCUUUCUUUUAUUUCCUUAGGAUUUUUUGUUGGGUUUUCACGUUUUAUUGAUUUAAUUUUGGGUUUUAUUCCUACGGGUCUAAAAGCUUGAAGCUUGUAAUUGGACCUUGCGCUUGGCUAUCCUGAAGAUCCGAGCAUUUUCCACGUCGGAAUCGAUUUUCUGUUUAUCUUUGAAUUUGUGUGCUUAGAUUUUGAGCCGGUAGAUGCCUGGUGGUUUGACAUUUUCCUUGUUACAAGGACAAGUUUGAGGAUAAAUUUGAGUGAAGAUUAACUUAUACUGGUUUUGAAGAAUGGAUGCACAUUCAGAUAGAACUUCGCAAGAUCACACUCUCUUUGCUGCUCAUGGCCAUGCAGAUGGUUUAGCAGUUAACAGUUCUGUUCACCCAGCAACAUGUGUGAUGUGCAGACGAAAUUUUAAUCCUGAUAGUGAUGACCUUGAAACUAUCAGUAUAUGUGGGGACUGCAAAUUUUUGCUUCUUGAAGAUCUUGGGGAUUCAACAGUUGAAUCUCUUCGGAGGAGGUCUCGCAGAGGAAGAAGAACUGGGUACAGCAGCUCUGAGUCAAUUGAAAAUUUUUUUUCACAACAGUUAUCACAUGUGAUUAAUCAGUCGAGACAAAACCAAUCCAUUGUACCUGGUCAUGACAAUUCAUCUGUCAAUGGAGAUGCUUCUGUUAGACUGUUGCAGCACAUGAGCUCCCAUACAACACCAACUGGUUCUCGAAGAUGGCAACGGGUUCUGUCAGACACUGAAAGUGAGGGUAUUGAUAAUUUGGAUUCGCUUUAUGGUGAGAAUGAAACAACUCCCAGUGUCAGUUGGUCCAGGGUUUAUCAUGGUGAGAGUGAUGCCAUUUCUUUUAGUGCAUAUGGAGGGGACUCUGAUGUAGAUGUGGAUGGACAAAGCUUUGUGGAUACCGAGAUUUUUAUUCGACCAGGUGAGGGAAGCAGUGUUGACAGUGAUACUGACAUCGAUCCAAUGCAUGCUGGUCUCAACCAUUGGACCUAUGAUGGUGAGGAGGAGGAUGAUGAAGAAGAAGAAGAUGGUGAAUGGGAAGAAGCUGAUAUUGAGGAACUCUCAAUUGAAUCUGUGGUAGCAAGACCAAGGGUUCAAAAUUAUAUAAUUUCAAGUCCACCUGAAGGUAAUGGCUCCAGAAAUGGGCAUCAACCAUCAUAUUCUCCUGAAUUUGGGGGCCUAACUCACUGGAGAAUCAGGCAAGACGGACAAACAUAUAACAGGGACAUCUUUGCUAACUUAGAAGAAUCAGAAUUACCACGAUAUGUAGGAAACUCUGGGGAUUAUCUGGAUGCAAGAGGCUUUGAAGAAUUUCUUGAACAUCUUGCAGAGACUGACAGCUCAAGAAGAGGAGCACCACCUGCAGCUACAUCCUUUGUGAAUAGCCUGCCUCUCGUGAUCAUUAAUGAGGAGCAUGAAAAGCAUGAUGGUUUGGCUUGUGCAAUUUGCAAGGAUGUUUUGUCCAUUGGCACUAAAGUUAAUCGGCUUCCUUGCCUUCAUCUAUAUCAUCCUUACUGUAUUUUGCCAUGGUUAAGUGCCCGAAAUUCAUGUCCUCUUUGUAGGUAUGAGCUACCAACUGAUGACAAAGAAUAUGAGGAGGGUAAGCGGAACAAUAGGGAUAGAAUGGGGAUCCAUGAAAUUCAACAGCAGGAUCCAAUUGAGGACAGUUCCUCUGAUGUCUCAGAUGGCAGUGAAGAAGAUGGUGAAUUUGACCAAGGUGGAAUGGAGCGAAGGGAGCUUCUAGACAUGGACCCUCCUGUAAGCAGCUCUGGAAGAGAAGGCAGUAGAAGGAGAUGGUUUUUUCUUGCUGCUGCUCCAAUUGUCAGUCUUAUGGGUUUUGUCCUUGUAUUGUGGCUAGGAAAUAAUCAAGGAAGAGGGCCUACUCGUCAUUGCAACUUACCUGAGAGAGGGCUUCAUCAAAUUCACGUUCCUGGCUCUUCCACACCCAACCAAAGGGGCAACAGAAGUCGGAGAUGGUGGUCUCUUUUCUAAGUGAUUCCAUGCUUGACUGAUGGGCCUAACCCAGAAUGUUGAUUCAUGCUUAUCACCAACUGGAUAUGCAUGCAAACAAUUGUAGUAAUUUUCCAAGUUUAUUAAAAUUCUAAUGCUUGGUGUGGUGGUCUGUUGUUGCAAUCAUGGCACCAUUUAUGACUAAAGUUGCAGUGUCAAUGGUGAGUCGUCUGAGCCUUUGUGCUGCUGUCUUUUCCUAGGUCAAUGACUGGUAUUAAUUACCUGUGGAGCUUAAUUCGAGGGAAUAGCGCCUGCCUUGAUAUUUGGUUGUUCUAUGGUUUUCCCCCUUUAUUGGCUGAAGAGGGGUUAUUUUUAAAAUGGUCUGGUGUGUCUUUCUAUGGUUAAAGUUUGAGUUUGAGGUUGAGGUUAGUGUGCAUGACUAGGCAUUGCUGCUUUUGUAUAUGAUUAACUAGCAACAUCAAUGAAAGUUUUAUUGGAAUAUCAUGUAUCUGUUUAAGAGGCUUGUUAACCAUCUCCAAGUCUUUCCUUCC
Manihot esculenta (cassava) is the source of this 2893-nucleotide messenger RNA. RefSeq lists its product as uncharacterized. NCBI's taxonomy places the organism in Eukaryota, Viridiplantae, Streptophyta, Magnoliopsida, Malpighiales, Euphorbiaceae. The coding region runs from base 672 to 2384 and encodes 570 amino acids. Gene Ontology annotation, molecular function: ubiquitin protein ligase activity. Gene Ontology annotation, biological process: protein ubiquitination. The record is from RefSeq and is a predicted model, not a curated record. Gene Ontology annotation, cellular component: cytoplasm. The transcript is spliced from 3 exons.